UAUUAAGGUGAGGCGCUUUCCCUCGGGACGGUGCCAUUUUGCAAUCGAUUUCCCCAGGUUCGGAGCAGUAAAUAUUUUCUUUCGGUGUUGGGCCAGUGGAAAGUGCAAAGCGAAGUGUGAAACAGGAUCAACCUCAUUUAGAGUCUGCACAAUGGCGCGCAGGGCUGGGAUAGGGCUGGAAAGCAUUUCUCUGUUCCCGGGGCUGGCGCUACGCUGUUUGAUACUGGUGCUCGUGCUCCUCCACGAACCGUCACCAACGGAAGGGAAAGCGACGGUCGAACAGAUGAUGAAGUCGGGUGAAAUGAUACGAAGCGUUUGCCUGGGCAAAACGAAGGUUGCCCUGGAGCUGGUGGACGGGCUUCGCGAGUCCAAGUUCGUGGACGUUAAGGAGCUUAAGUGUUACGUCAAUUGCGUGAUGGAAAUGAUGCAAACGAUGAAAAAAGGAAAGCUCAACUAUGAUGCGUCUAUGAAGCAGAUCGAUACGAUCAUGCCCGACGAGCUGGCGGAACCGAUGCGGAAUGCGUUAGAUGUUUGCCGGAACGUGGCCGACGGUAUCAAAAAUAAUUGCGACGCGGCGUACGCGGUUCUGCAGUGCCUGUCGAAAAACAAUCCGAAAUUUAUUUUCCCGUAACUGUGAAUGGAACAAUAAGCAAAGUUACAGUAAUUCCUGUAUGCGCUGCUGGUCGUUAACUUUCGUUUCGUUGAAAAUAUAUUGAAUCAAUCAUUUUGUGGUGCUUUGAUACCUAAAUGCCCAAGAAUUCCAAGCAAGUUU
Messenger RNA from Anopheles bellator, 772 nucleotides. Its product is annotated as general odorant-binding protein 72-like. Bases 152 to 631 code for a protein of 159 amino acids. Gene Ontology annotation, biological process: olfactory behavior; sensory perception of smell. Gene Ontology annotation, cellular component: extracellular region. The record is from RefSeq and is a predicted model, not a curated record. The transcript is spliced from 3 exons. NCBI's taxonomy places the organism in Eukaryota, Metazoa, Arthropoda, Insecta, Diptera, Culicidae. Gene Ontology annotation, molecular function: dibutyl phthalate binding; odorant binding.